AUGGUUGCCCUGCUGCCCACCCCAUGCAGCCAGUUCCUCUGGAGCCCACCGGACCAGUAUCGGAGCAUCAAGGUCCUACUGGGCACCAGCACUGGGAUCCUCUUCGGCCUGGGGCUCUGCCAGCUCCUCGUUAUUCCCCUGAACAUCCCAGAGAUGCGCAAGGUGCAGAUCUCCUGCGGGGUGGCAGGGGUGACAGCCUUCGGCUGGGCCACAUCUCCCCACUUCCGUUGUGCCAGCCUGCUCCUGGCCCCCAAAUUCAUGGGCAAGGAGGGCCGGGUCUACGUCCUCUCCUUUGUCCUCGCAUCCAUCUACAACGGGCCUGUGGCCAAUAUCUGGCACAACCUGGAGGAGGUGACGCGCUCGAUGGGCUGCGUGACAGAGCUGCAGAUCAACCACACCCGCCACCUCUGGCGCAUGUCCACAGCCCCCCUGCGCAGGGCCAUGGAGGACAUUGUGCGGAGCGGGAAGACACUGAACACUGAGGCACAGAAUGUCUCAAACUCCUUUGUGGAUCUGAACGACGAAGUGGCCAGCGAUGCGGGCUACGACCUGGCCAAGAAACAAGACUCCAAGCGGGCCUCCAGCACCCAGAAGCGCUUCGAGAUGAAAACCAAAAUGCGCUGCAACUAUUUGGUCGACGUGGGCAUGCAGCGCUGCCGGAACUGGUUCGACGAGAAGUACAAGGCCUGCAUGGAUGCCGUGUACAUCCCCAUCAUCAACAACAUCCUCUGCCUGCCCAUGCAGUUCAAGUUCCUCUGCCACCUUGCCAAGGUCAUGCAGGCCUGGUGCUGGGAGAGGAUCCCCGUGGAAGGCAACUUUGGGCACAUGUAUGACAAGGUGAACGACUCUGUGGGCAACCUCAGUGAGGAAUUCAGUGCCAGUGUUUACUCUCAGGAGGUGCACCGUGACAUGCUGAUGGGCAUCAAUGUGUCAGCAGAGCAGCUAGUGGAGGAUGUGACUGGGCACUUGCGGCAGCAGGGUGCCCGCCUAGACCGGGCCUUCACCUUCUUCCGCCUGGUGCUCUCCUGCACCUUCCUCCUCGUCUUCCUCUCGGCCUUCUCCUACACCAAGCGGUACUGCGGGGACAUCUGCUUUGACAACCUCUACAUCACCACCUACUUUCGCCAAAUUGAUGCCCGCCGCAGAAAGCAGAACAAGCGGACGCUGCUGCCUCUGCGCCGGGCAGAGGUCUCAGCUGUCAUCUUCCCGUGCCGCCUGGCCAUGCAGUCAGCCGAGCUGCAGAACAUGUUGCUGGAGCUUCUGGAGUGCAUCCCGCCUCUGCUCCUCCUCCUUCUCGCCUGCGGCCUGGACUACACGCUCUUCACCACACUCAGCGUCAUCCAGCAGCACUCCUUCGUCCAGUACUCCUACCACAGCAGUCACCACCUGGCAGUGCACGUGACAGGGAUGUCGCUGAUGGCUAAGCUCCUGCGAAGCACCAUCGGGGCCCUCAACACCUCCUCCAACACCCAGCUGGAGGCGUCCAACUUCGCCUGCCUGCCGCAGCCCCGGGGCAUGACGAGGCAGCAGUACCUGGGCAGCUGCCUGCCCCUGGUCGUGCUGGUGGUGCUCUGCCUGGCCCAGGUCUACACGUACCGGCUGCGCCGCACCAUCGCUGCCUUCUACUUCCCCAAGCGGGAGAAGAAGCGGGUGCUCUACCUCUACAACAAGCUGCUGCAGCAGCGGCAGAGCUUCGUCCAGCGGCAGCAGAAGCGCAUCGCCUGGCGAGCACGGCAGCCGCCGGGGCUGGGGAUGUUGGUGGUGAAGUGGUGCUGCCAGCGCUGCCCUUGGCUGAGCCGCUGGAAGCGCCAGAGGUGCACGGUGUGCGGGACCCCCGAGAGCCCCCGGGACCGCGUCUGCCCCGCGCCUGCCUGCGGUGCCCGGUUCUGCGGCCCGUGCUGGAGGGAGGCAGGCGGCGUGUGCCUGGCCUGCGGCCCUGAGGACGACGGCUUCUUCGACGACAGCAGUGACGAGGACGUGGAGUACGCGGCCUGA
Apus apus (common swift) is the source of this 1995-nucleotide messenger RNA. RefSeq names its product DC-STAMP domain containing 1 (gene DCST1). NCBI's taxonomy places the organism in Eukaryota, Metazoa, Chordata, Aves, Apodiformes, Apodidae. The coding region runs from base 1 to 1995 and encodes 664 amino acids. The record is from RefSeq and is a predicted model, not a curated record. Gene Ontology annotation, cellular component: membrane. The transcript is spliced from 15 exons.